ACUAUUCAGAUUGAAUCUGGAGUACGUACUAUAACUUCAGUCUUCUGGUGGUGUUGUUAGCUCCGUCGUUUCUCUGUAUUGCAAAUUUGUAACUUCCUAUCAUCGUCUGUGACAUCAAUGGGUGGGAUCUUUAGCAAGAAAGGACCAUCUGGGUUCUCAUCCUGGUCGACAGCCGAGGAAGUUACCGAAGGGAUUGAUGGAACUGGUCUAACUGCCAUUGUUACAGGAGGCUCAAGUGGUAUUGGGGCGGAGACAUCACGUGUUCUUGCACUGCGAGGUGUCCAUGUAGUUAUGGCAGUAAGGAACACGGAAGCUGGGGAACACGUUAAACAAGCGAUCCUUACAGAAGUACCCGACGCAAAAAUUGAUGUUAGGGAGUUGGAUCUCAGCUCAUUGGAAUCUGUGAGAAAAUUUGGAGCAGAUUAUUGUUCCUCCGGCCUUCCACUGAACAUCCUUGUUAACAAUGCAGGGUUAGGGGCAGCUCCAUUCAAGCUUUCCAAAGACGGCAUAGAAAUGCAAUUUGCAACUAACCAUCUAGGUCAUUUUCUUCUCACUGAACUUGUGUUGGAGACCAUGAAAAGAACGUCACGAGAGAGCAAAGUAGAGGGGAGAAUUGUUAAUGUAUCGUCAUCACUUCAUCCAGAUGGGUACCGCGAAGGGAUUCGUUUUGAUAAAAUUAAUGAUGAAGCAGGAUACAACAGAUAUUAUGCCUAUGCUCAAUCCAAGCUUGCUAACUUGUUACAUACUAAUGAACUUACAAGGCGUCUCAAGAAAGAAGGGGUAAUUCUCUUCAUCCCGGUAUGAUUUUUACCAAUAUCGGGCGCCAUGAUCUCUUGUUAAGCUGUUUUUUCGGUGUGAGUGGACUCUUCAACAAAACUAAAACUGUUCCUCAGGGUGCGGCAACCUCAUGCUAUCUGGCACUUAACCCACAAGUUAAGGGCGUAUCCGGCGAAUACUUUGUGGACUCUAACAUUGGCAAACAGAGUUCUCAGGCAAAAGAUGCAGAUUUGGCUAAAAAACUGUGGGAUUUUAGCUUGAGUUUGACCAAUGCCAAGUAGCAGAGUGUUGAUCUUGCUGGUUUCUGUCAUGGUAGCUCUUUUCUGCACUUUCUAUUAUCAAAUCAAUUGCCAAAUUUCAUAACUUCAAAAUUGUAAUCUGUUUGAACUUUCUGAUCAUGGGAUCAGAUCUUUGUGAUUCUUCACUUUAUGCAUUGAGAUUUUAUGUUUUUCU
Molecule: messenger RNA, 1230 nt
Organism: Malus domestica (apple)
Lineage: Eukaryota; Viridiplantae; Streptophyta; Magnoliopsida; Rosales; Rosaceae
Product: short-chain dehydrogenase TIC 32, chloroplastic-like
Source: RefSeq, a predicted model, not a curated record